Messenger RNA from Solenopsis invicta (red fire ant), 2136 nucleotides. Its product is annotated as regulator of microtubule dynamics protein 1. Gene Ontology annotation, molecular function: microtubule binding. The record is from RefSeq and is a predicted model, not a curated record. The coding region runs from base 633 to 1709 and encodes 358 amino acids. The transcript is spliced from 6 exons. NCBI's taxonomy places the organism in Eukaryota, Metazoa, Arthropoda, Insecta, Hymenoptera, Formicidae. Gene Ontology annotation, cellular component: spindle microtubule; mitotic spindle pole; cytoplasm.
GGUCGACGACGUUUUCUCGUCAGUCCUUGCGCAUUCAAUUCAGUUAAAUUCAUUAAAUUACAUUUCUUCGAUCGGAGAGAUCGGUCAAGAUUGGUUGCGAUCCGUCCGACACACGUGGGGAGGAAAGAUAUGCCAGGAGACGAAAGAGCGACGGGCAACAGCCGAGGUGACCGAAGAUCUAAUUGAGAACCUUGGCGACGAGGGGCGAGGAGGGCCGUGUAAAAAAAAAGAGAGAUAAUGAUGUAACAAGUUGUAUCGCGCUUAUGAACGGCUCGUCACGAUCACCCUUCGGACGUGCGUGCGUACGUAUGCGUGCCCAUCACCACGCCUACGCCGCAUGCCGCGAGGAAAAAUAGCACGUGGCGUCGAGAUAACUCCCUCGGCAUUCGUGGACUAGUGGACUGGUUAAACGACCUUGCCGGGCAUCGGAUGACAGAGGUGACAGACGGUCUCACCCGACAGGAGGAGUAACACGGGCCGAGAGACCACGAGCGAGACCCCGAGGGACCCGUCGCGCGAUAAAAUACAAUCGGGGUCAUGAUACACAGUACCCGAGCGGAGGAUCGUGACGUACGGUAAAACGUCAUUCAUGUUUUGGCAAACGGCUGUUCAGUGGGAACUUUUUGGAUAAGAUGUCCUCCGGCCAGCUGCAGACCAACUUGAUCGCCGCCGCUAUUGGGGCGACUAUCGGCUUCAUAAGCGCGGCGAGUAUCUUUAUUUAUCAAAAGGUCUUGGAGAAGCAGCAGCACACCAUGAAGAAAGCUCAUCUGGACGAAGUGGAUCGUCGCCUCACCGAGUUGCAAUCGGAAAUGGAAAGACUGAGAGUACAACAGAAUCAACUGAGAAAGAAGAAGAAGCUUAAUUCUAAACGCGAUAACGAUAAUACGUACGCUACGACGGAUAAUGAUACUGAUGUGGACUUUUCAACGGCGGGCGAUGAUGAAUUUUUCGACUGUUCAGACAGCGAAAAUGGUAUAAGUGAUAUUGAGAACAGGACAACUGAAGCCACCUGCACUGGAUUAGACUUUUCCGUUCUUGAUGCACAUCACCAACAGGGUGGGCACGAAGAGGCUGAUAAUCUUCAACUACGAGGUCUUGUAGACACCUAUCCAGAUAAUGUAGACGUAGUAUGGAGAUAUGCCAGAAGUUGUUACAAAUAUUCGAAUUGCACCACUGAUGCAAAUGUAAGAAAAGCUGUUAUUUGUGCAGGAAUUGAUGCCUGCGAAAAGCUUCUCGCUACACCAAAUGCAGAUCUACACAAAUGGUGCGCUAUACUUGUAGGCGUAAAUGGUGAUUUUUUGCCAAUAGCGGAGAAAAUACAAAACGGUUACCGCUUUAAGGAGCACGUGUUGAAAGCCUUGGAGAUACGUCCGAAUGAUGCUGACCUGCAUCACCUACUCGGCAGAUUCAGAUACGAGGUGGCUAACCUAGGUUGGAUAGAAAGAAAGAUUGCUGCUACGUUAUUUUCGGAGCCGCCAAGUGCCUCGUACGAAGAUGCGAUCGAUAGCUUCCGGAAAGCGGAAGAUUUCGCGGUCAAAGUAAAUCUGGAGAAUAGGCUGUUCCUAAGCAAAUGUUACAUAGCACUGGGCAACUAUGAACUAGCCUGUCAGUGGCUAGAAAAACUUUGUGACCUAUCAGUUACGAACGAAAACGAGGAGAGGAUACAGAACGAGGCGCGUCAACUUCUCGCCAAGUACUCGGGAUACUAAUAAUGGAAAUGUUAAGUUUUUAUAGAUCUGAAAAUGUAUCCAUUCCAUGUAUAUCACAAAUACGUUAGUCGUGCGCGACGAACAUAAAAAAAACUUGUAGUUAAACGUGGGUGGGAAAAGAAAAACAUAUAAGUAAUUCUAAUUAUAGGGAGGAAGGUACAUAUAACAACCAUGGAUGAAUUUUUAAAAAAAUGUAUAAAGUAAUUGCUACUCAUUCAUCUUUGGAGAUAAAUGGAUACAAAGCAACUUGGGAUGUUUUAGGAAGUAAUUUGUGAUGAAAUACAUUUUAGAAUCGUCAUUUUAUUGUAUAAAUAUUGGGCCUACCAUGGUUUAUCUUAUUCUCGUUAUAUAGACCUAUAAAUUUAUUAUGUUGGUUUUAUCUUUCUAUUGUCUGUUUCUUAAUAAAUGACACAACAAUGAUAAAUAC